AUGUUUCAAGAAAUUCUAAAUCUAUGCCUAGAAUAUUAUUAUCAUUUUUUUAAUUAUUUAAUCAUUUAUCCAAUAUUACGCAUUCUUCAUAAAAAAUUCAAUUUUCAAUUCCUUAAUCUUGGCUAUUUACCGACUAAAAACGAUGAUAUAUCAAUUGAGGAAUUACCGAUCGACUCGAAUGAUCCAUUAUUACCGCAUAUUUAUUUAUAUGAGAAAACAUUAAGCGUUUGUCCAGCCUAUCCGCAUUUUCAAGCAAUGCAUUUACUCGAAAUCGGUUGUGGUCAUGGUGGUGGUUUAGCGUGGAUAAAAAAGUCUCAUCCUAAGAUUGCAUCAAUAAAAGGCAUCGAUGUGGUUAUUAUUGAAGAGAAUGAAGAAAUAAUUUAUGGCGAUGCUCAUAGUUUACCAUUUGAAGAUAAUUCAUUUGAUCUAAUAAUUAAUAUUGAAAGUAGUCAUUUAUAUAAAGAUAAUGAAAAAUUUUUCAACGAAUGCUCAAGAGUUCUUCGACGUUCAGGAUAUCUUUGUUGGGCCGAUCUUCGUUUUCACUAUGAGGUAAAUCAAUUAUUGCAACAAACGAAUAAUUCUCAUUUCAAAUUGAUCGAAUUUCUCAAUAUAACCGAUUCGGUGAUUCGAGGAAUACAUGCGACUUCAGCUCGAUACAAUUCGAUGCUAGACAAAGCUCCAUAUAUAAUACAAUUAUUUAGCGGAACUUUAAAAACAACAUAUUGCUCACCUGGAACCGAAACCUAUAAGCGAAUAGUGCAUCGAGAGAGAUUAUAUUUAUGCGCUUGCUGGAUAAACCGUAAAAAACAAUGA
This is a messenger RNA of Dracunculus medinensis (Guinea worm), 813 nucleotides long. NCBI's taxonomy places the organism in Eukaryota, Metazoa, Nematoda, Chromadorea, Rhabditida, Dracunculidae. The record is from the annotation of a GenBank genome assembly.